AUGGCAGCAGCCGAGGUGGCAAUGUGGACGGCCCUGUUGAAGUUGGCGAUGGCAGCCAGGUCUACUUCCGCGGCGCACACAUCUUUGGACAGUUUGGCAUCGGCUGGGCUGACAGGAGCUACAGACUUCAUUGUCACAGGGGAAUCUGCUGGAGGUCUCACUGCUAUGUUGCACUUGGACUUCAUCCGUGCUCGCUUCCCCACUGUGAAUGUGGUUGGCAUGAACUACUGUGGCUUCUUCGUGGACCUAGCAGACGGGCAAGGCAUACCAGCCUGCGCGAUGCCUUCAGCUCUUGGCUUGGGGAUCAAAGUGUUUUCCGGGACGACGGCAACGUGGAGCCCAAUGCCAACCCCACCUGCGCAGUGA
This is a messenger RNA of Durusdinium trenchii, 366 nucleotides long. Lineage: Eukaryota; Dinophyceae; Suessiales; Symbiodiniaceae. The record is from the annotation of a GenBank genome assembly.